This is a messenger RNA of Frieseomelitta varia, 3704 nucleotides long. Its product is annotated as DNA excision repair protein ERCC-6-like. Gene Ontology annotation, cellular component: nucleus. Bases 136 to 3579 code for a protein of 1147 amino acids. Gene Ontology annotation, molecular function: ATP binding; ATP-dependent chromatin remodeler activity. The transcript is spliced from 17 exons. Gene Ontology annotation, biological process: transcription-coupled nucleotide-excision repair. NCBI's taxonomy places the organism in Eukaryota, Metazoa, Arthropoda, Insecta, Hymenoptera, Apidae. The record is from RefSeq and is a predicted model, not a curated record.
UCCACUCGGUAGAAAGGAAAACACGCGCCGCUACAAAAAAAAAAUAACUUUAAUGGUGCCAUCUAACGAUAUUUAUACGAAACGACAUUAUGCCGGUCUGUGGUAAACAAUGACAGGUAUAUCUGUUUGCAGUAAAUGCGACGUUAUUCAAAACCGCAUUGCAACAUAUCAAAAUAUCAUUCGAUCAUCGCAAUGAUGGAGAGUAAUAAUCAAGGACAAAUAUUUGAUAAUGAAAGAUUAAGCGGCAUACACGCGAACGAGAAUGAUGGCAGUUUAACAAAGAAGGUUUUAUCCAUAAGAAGUGAGGAGAGCAUUCUUUAUGAAGCGUCGAAACAAAUUGAGAAUCUUGUGAAAUUGAAUGUAGAAACAAAAAAUAAUGCCAAAAAAAUAAACAAUUAUAAUAAAACUGAUACUAUAGAUUGUUCAGAACAAACAGAAUUGAAAAAACAAGUUCAAACUGGAGAAAUUACACCAUUUCAGGCAAUUGAAAAACAGUCUGAUUUGUUAAAAACUAAGGGAACAUUUAAUAAAACUUCACAUUUACUUGAUCUUGAAAAGUACCUUCGACAACAGGCUGAACUUGCUAAACAAAAAAAACAGUUGAAAAAAGAUUCAAAGGUACCUGAGCAUAAAAAUCAUCAUGUAACGUCAAUUAAAAAAUUAAAACUUUCAAAUACUAGCUCUAAAGAACUUAAAAUAACAGAAGAGAAAACAAAAAUCAAAGCUAACAAAAGAAAAUUGGUUCCUGAAUUUGGUCAAUCAAAAAAUUUAAAUAAGAAGAACGAUAUCAAUUAUGAAACAGAAAAUAGAAAAUCUGAUCAAGUUGAAAAUUCUAUCAAAGAGAUCGAACAUUCCAGCAAUGAAUUAAUUCUCUGUAAUGCUUCCAAAGAUAAUAUUAAAGAAACAUUGACUAAAAAUGCAACAAACAUUAAAACUGUAGAUGUAACCAGUGAUUCUGAAAGUGAAUAUGUACCAAGUGAUGAACAAAUUGAAUCAGAAAAUGAAAGGAGAUCAUCUAAGAAAAGGAAAUCUCUUAACAGAUUCAUUCGUACAAAAAGAGUUUUGGAUGAUGGAAAUGAAGCAAUCUAUAGAGAAAGGGUGCAGAAAAGUGGUUAUCCAAAGGAUGAAUCAUUGCACAAAGUAGAUAAUUUAUUUAAAGUUCCACAAUGCAUAUGGAAAAAAUUAUAUAAAUAUCAAAGAGUGUCUGUACAAUGGUUGUGGGAAUUGCAUCUUCGUGGUUUAGGUGGAUUACUAGGUGAUGAAAUGGGAUUGGGAAAAACUGUUCAAGUAAUUGCAUUUCUUGCAGGUUUAGAUUGUAGUGAAUUACUAUCUGAUGGUGGAAGAUUUAGAGGUUUAGGACCAACUAUAGUUGUUUGUCCAGCUACUCUAAUGGAACAAUGGGUGAAGCAUUUUCACGAAUGGUGGCCUAUUUUAAGAGUAGUUAUUCUACAUCAAUGUGGAACUUAUAACGGUAAUUUAGAGUAUUUGAUGCACUCUUUAAAAUCUGAUGGUGUACUAAUUACUUCUUAUUCUGGUAUGCUCAUACACAAAGACUUACUUCUAGCCAAUCAAUGGCAUUAUGUCAUACUCGAUGAAGGUCAUAAAAUAAGAAAUCCACAGGCAAAGAUUAGCAAAGCAGUAAAACAAUUCUCUACACCACACCGACUUCUGUUAACUGGUAGUCCCAUGCAAAACUCCUUAAAAGAACUAUGGUCCCUAUUUGACUUUAUUCUACCUGGGAAGUUAGGCACUUUGCCUGCAUUUUUAGAGCAUUGCGCAACUCCUAUAACUCGCGGAGGAUAUACAAAUGCUUCUCCCCUACAAGAAGCCAUUGCGCUUCAAGUUGCUACAAUGCUUAGAGAUGCUAUUACGCCGUAUAUGCUCCGAAGAACAAAAAAUGAUGUACAACAUCAUCUUAAUCUACCAGAAAAGAAUGAACAGAUAUUAUUUUGCAGUUUAACGGAAGAACAAAAAAAAUUAUACAAAGAAUAUUUACGUUCUGCAGAUGUUAGUUUCAUUUUGCAUGAAAAAAAUCAUUCAGAAAGUAGAAGAUAUAAAGCUCGCCUUCUUGUAGCAUUGUCAGCUCUCAGGAAAAUAUGUAAUCAUCCUGAUUUGUUUCUUUAUACGAGUCCAGUUGAUUCAGACGAGGAUAUUGAUGUAUCAAAUGAAGCACUGGAAAAAUUUGGAUAUUGGAAACGCUCCGGCAAAAUGAUCGUGGUUCGAUCUCUUCUCAAAAUUUGGAAAAAACAAGGACAUAGGGUACUACUCUUUACUCAAGGAAGACAAAUGAUGCAUGUUUUAGAAUCUUUAGUACAAAGCGAAGAAUACUCUUAUUUAAGAAUGGAUGGAAUUACUUCUAUGUCACAGCGACAAGAAACAAUUCGCUUGUUCAACAAGGAUCCAUCAUAUUUUGUUUUUUUAUUAACUACGCGUGUUGGAGGUUUGGGUGUUAAUUUGACUGGAGCAAAUCGAGUGGUUAUUUAUGAUCCAGAUUGGAAUCCAGCAAUUGAUGCUCAAGCAAGAGCUCGUGCAUGGAGAAUUGGACAAAAUAAAAAAGUCACUAUUUAUAGACUUAUCACUGCUGGUACUAUUGAAGAAAAGAUGUAUCACAGACAAAUUUUUAAAAUACUUCUUGCAAAUAAAGUUUUAGAAGAUCCAAGUCAACGUAGAUUAUUUAGAACUUCCGAUUUAGUUGAACUUUUUAAUUUUAAUGAAUCCAUUGAUAAUUCUAAUGAGACUGAUCAAUUAUUCCGGAAGUCUAAAUUAGUCGCUUCGCCUGUCAAAUUUUCAACUAAUAAAAUUGAAAAAAUGCGGAAACUAGCAGCUACGCUUAGUAAAAAUAUAAGUCAGAAUACCUCAAACUCUACACCUAUAGUACAAAUAGUGAAUGCUUCAGAGAGUCAUUGUCUUUCAAAUUGCCAUAAUAACAAUAUCGACCAAGAUGUUUUAAAAGACAAUAAUCAAAUAUAUAUAAAUAAUAUAACAAAACAAAAUGUUAAAAACGACGGUAAUUUUCAUAAAAGAAAUGAUACACCUUCUUCUGAAAGUAAAGAUCAUAUAUUAACAAAUAAAUUAAAUUCUAAUACUAAGAUAGAUGAAACUUCAAAUGAAGCUAUCAUACAACAUCUACCUAGUGAGCCUAAUAUAUCUGAAGGUUUAAAUAAAAGUAACGAAACAGUUUCGUACAAUACGAAUAAAGAUACAUCGUCAAAAAUAAAUAAAACACAUUCCAGAAAAAGAAAAAAAAAAAGUUCACGAUCAGAAGAGCAUAUUACUUCGGCUAUUUUUGAAGGCGAACGUGUCUCACAUUUAAUUGGACGACGUCUUGAACGUUCCUCAACAGAACUUAAUUUAAUUGAAGAUGAUCAGUACGUCUUAGAGAAGUUAUUCGCCAAAGCAAAUGUAACUUCUGCUUUUCAACACGAAGCAGUAUUAUCAAAUUCAGGAUAUAGUUCUGAUGAUAAAAACCCAAUGCAACGAUUAGCACGUGAAACAGCGCAAGAAAAUAUGGACAGUAUUCGUAAAUCUCGUAAAUGGUGUUGGAAACCCAUGUGGGAGUCUAUAUCACCAAAGAACUAAUUUAUAUAUAUAAAAAAUAACGCUUUGUUUAAUACUAAAUAUAAGUAAGUAGAACACAAUGAACAAUUAUGAAAUACAUAUUUUUUUAAGAAUUCAAACAAUUUUUUUCAUAUUCACAUAUUUCU